This is a messenger RNA of Mobula hypostoma (lesser devil ray), 3858 nucleotides long. It is a transcript of the gene smc6, whose product is annotated as Structural maintenance of chromosomes protein 6-like. The coding region runs from base 88 to 3432 and encodes 1114 amino acids. The record is from RefSeq and is a predicted model, not a curated record. The transcript has 27 exons. Gene Ontology annotation, cellular component: Smc5-Smc6 complex; nucleus; site of double-strand break. Gene Ontology annotation, biological process: double-strand break repair via homologous recombination. Gene Ontology annotation, molecular function: damaged DNA binding; single-stranded DNA binding. NCBI's taxonomy places the organism in Eukaryota, Metazoa, Chordata, Chondrichthyes, Myliobatiformes, Myliobatidae.
CGAUCGUGCGCAUGUGCAGUGUCGUAGUUAAAUUUUGAAUAGAUUUUCGGCGGAUUUUGGUCAAGGCUCCUUGUGCGGUCAUUUAACAUGUCAAAACGAAAAGAACAUGCUUCUGAAGUGGUAGUGUCCACAAAAAGAAUCAAAACUGAAAUCAUUAAGGAAAGUGAUCCAGAUGAAGUUAACGGAAGUAAUUGGAAUGCUGCAGCAAUCAAUGGGCAAAGUGGCGACUCUCUUCCAAACUCACUCAUGAAUGAAGGUGAAGUAGGAAUAAUCGAAAGUAUUUCGUUGAAAAAUUUUAUGUGCCAUGCUUGCCUUGGACCUUUUAAGUUUGGACCCAAUGUGAAUUUUGUGGUUGGAAACAAUGGAAGUGGGAAGAGUGCUGUACUAACAGCCCUUAUUGUAGGGCUUGGUGGGAAAGCUACUGCCACAAAUCGGGGAUCCUCUAUAAAAGGAUUUGUAAAAAGUGGUCAAAAUUCUGCAGAUAUUUCAAUAACAUUAAGAAACAGAGGACCUGAUGCAUUUAAACCUAAUAAAUAUGGAGAGGCUGUCAUUGUGGAGCAACGUAUUUCAGGGGAUGGAAUAAGACAAUACAAAUUGAAAAGUCAGUCAGGACACUUGGUUUCCACUAAGAAAGAAGAACUCAAUACAAUAUUGGACCAAUUCAACAUCCAGGUGGAUAACCCAGUGUCAAUUUUAACACAAGAAAUGAGUAAACAUUUCUUGCAGUCCAAAAGUGAAGCAGAUAAAUAUAAGUUUUUCAUGAAAGCCACUCAGUUGGAGCAGAUGAGAGACGAUUAUUCCUACAUCAUGAAAAAAAAGGCAGUAACAAAUGAGAAAAUUGAAAAGCAGGAUGAGAACCUAUCGGAGUUAAAGGAUCAAGUUAAAGAAAAGGAAGACCGUUAUAAAAGCCUUUCUUCAUUGAAUGAAUUGUUGGAGAAACUGGAGCAACUUAAGAAUCAGAUGGCAUGGGCUUUGGUCAUUGAGGUUGAAAAGCAAAUGCAGCCAGUAAAAGAUCGUAUUAAAACUGAAGGAAAUCGUACUGUCAAAUUUGAUCAGAAAAUAGAAGAAUGGCAGGUCAAAGUCAAUGAGGCUGAGGAAAAUUUUAAGGCAGUUCAGAAUCAAUUACAGAGAAUUACAGAUGAAGCACAAGUAUUACGUCCACUAUGUGCAAAUUUAAAAGAAGACGUACAAGGAAAAAAUAAAGCAUGCAAAGAGUCUGAGGCAACAUUCCACCGCUGCAGAACACAGUUGAAACAACUUGAAAAAGACCAUGACCAGUUACAAAAGCGUAUUAAAGAACUGCGAAAUAGUAUGAGCCAAAGCUCUGAAGCUGAUUUGAAAAAGCGUCAAGGACGAAUUAGCAGUCUGCAAGAACAAUUGAAAUCUCUGGAGGCUGGAGAGACUAGUACUUUACAGCAGUUGGAGCAGUUUCAGCACGCAAUCAACAAGUCCAAAGAUGAACAUUAUAAGCUUCGACGAGAAGAACAGGAUGCAAAAAAUUCUGUCGAAUCCAGAAAGAAGCAGCUGAACAAUCUGAAAGCCAGCAGAACAAACCAGUUAAAAAGGUUUGGAGAGAACAUGCCAAACUUGCUUGAAGCAAUUGAGGAAGCAUAUAAACAGGGUCGUUUCAGGAAGAAACCAGUUGGCCCUUUAGGUACUUGUCUCAGACUGAAAUAUCCUGAAUUGGCUUUGGCAGUUGAAAGUUGUUUAAGAGGACUACUGCUUUCAUUUUGCUGUGAUAAUUACAAAGAUGAGCAGGUACUGCAGACUUUGAUGUCACGAUACUUCAAUGCAGGAAGACGUCCCCAAAUCAAUGUGUGCGAGUUUUCAAAUCAAGUAUACAAUAUAAAAGAUAGAGCUGCUCGUCAUCCAGAGUUCCCCACGGUUCUUGAUGCCUUGGAAAUAGAUAAUCCAGUGGUGACCAACUGUUUGAUUGACCUGAGAAAUAUUGAAAAAGUCCUGUUGAUCAGUAGCAACAGCAGAGCUCGUGAAGUUAUGCAACAGCAAAGGGCACCCUUAAACUGCAAAGAAGCCUUCACUGCUGUAGGUGACCAGGUUUUUACCAAUCGUUAUUACUCUUCUGAAAUGGACAGAGCAAGAUACUUGGGUGAUGAUGUGGAAGCGGAGAUCAGUCAGUUGGAAGUGGAAGUGAGCAAUAAAAUAGCUCAGAUAUCACAUAUUCAACAACAAUUGCGUUCAGUGGAGGAAGGAAUCAAGAUGAAUGAGAUUCACAUGAAAACAAAACAGAUGCAAAUCAGAAAAAUCCAGGAGAAUGUGACAAAAAUAAAACUAGAAAUCGCAGAUUUAGAGAAUGUGGAUGAACCCCAGUCUGUGGAUAUUUCCACACUAGAAGAAGAAGUGCAAGAUAUUUGGCAACGAAUAGAAUCUGACAGAGAGAAGCUUGAACAAGCCAAAAAGAAUAUGGAUGAGCACCGAAAGAUACUGGAUGAGGCUGAGCAGAAAUUUAAAGAAAUGAAGGAAAAGAUAAAUUAUAUAACUGAAGAGGCUGAUCCAAUAAAGGAUGAAUUAAGUAAGAUAGAUGCAGAAGUUGGAAAGUGUAAGCAUCAUAAAAGACAUUAUGAAGAGAAGAAAAAAGAACACUUAGAUGGGAUAGCUAAGUUAAAAGAAAACCUGGAAAGCAAAGAAAAGAUUUUAGAGGAAAGUACUGCUAAAGCCAAGCAGAUCUGUGCAGAACGAAUAGAAGUCACCAGGACUCCCAAAAGUAUUGAUGUGGAGAUCAAUCGUCUGAGAGAGAGGAUCAACAGAGAACAAGAACGUCAUGGGAAUAAGGAGGAAAUCGCAAGACAGUACUAUGAUGUUUUGGAAACUUAUAAGAAUGUCAAGAGCCAGAUCAAGAAUCUGAAGAUGUUUAUGCAGCUGCUUGAUAAAAUAAUGGAAGAAAGGCACAAAGCCUAUAAAAUAUUUAGAAGAUAUAUUUCUCUUCGCUGCAAGUAUUAUUUUGAUACCAUGCUCUCUCAACGUGGCUACCAUGGGAAAAUGAUGUUUGAUCAUAAAAAUGGCACUCUUUCAAUUGCGGUUCAACCUGGUGAGGGAGACAAGGCAGCACUGAGUGACAUGAGAUCCCUUUCAGGAGGUGAACGAUCAUUUUCAACGGUGUGCUUCAUCCUUUCUCUCUGGGACACCAUGGAAUCACCUUUCCGAUGUCUGGAUGAAUUUGAUGUUUAUAUGGAUAUGGUUAAUCGUAGGAUUUCAAUGGACAUGAUGUUGAAGGUAGCAAGUUCCCAACGUUAUCGCCAGUUCAUCUUUCUUACACCACAGAGCAUGAGUUCCUUACCUUCCAGUGCGCUAAUUAGAAUUCUUCGAAUGCAUGACCCUGAAAGAGGACAGACCACUUUACCUUUCCGUCCACGGGAUCAAGCUGAAGACUCAGAUGAAGAAACAACUGUUAACAAAACUUACCAGAAGCACUAAGUUCUUUUUAUAUGAACAGUGCUUAAUUGAAAUAGGUGGGAUGUGUGUGUGCUUGUGUGUUUUAAAUGGACUGGUGUCGUUUGAGGGUGGCAAAACGGUACUAGAAUGAUUUUCUUAUUAAAUUAUGUCACUGCCGUUUUCUCACAUGGUAACCCAAUUUUUCUUAAUCUGUGCCAGUUCUGUUUAUAGCACCUUUGACUUUAGAAUAUAUCCAUUUCCCUGUAUAUUAUUUCAUAAAAAUCUUCUCACUUUGAGUACUUUUUGAAGAUUUUCACCAGCUUUGUUAUAUGGCGUACAAGAAGAGAACAGUUUGAUAAACUUUGGUAUCUUUUGACUAAGCAGAAAAAAAUUUUAUCUUUUAAGUCAAGUGUAUGAAAAAUACAAUAUUUGUAAGUUUCAAUCCUUUAAUAUCAAAUGUUUAAUAAA